Molecule: messenger RNA, 2925 nt
Organism: Melanotaenia boesemani (Boeseman's rainbowfish)
Lineage: Eukaryota; Metazoa; Chordata; Actinopteri; Atheriniformes; Melanotaeniidae
Gene: galnt3
Product: UDP-N-acetyl-alpha-D-galactosamine:polypeptide N-acetylgalactosaminyltransferase 3 (GalNAc-T3)
Exons: 12
Coding region: 503-2377 (624 amino acids)
Cellular component (GO): Golgi apparatus
Source: RefSeq, a predicted model, not a curated record
CCCUACAGAUGGAGUCACUGUGCAAGUCAGAGGCAGAGAGGCUUCAAACUGGGCACCAGCGCAGACUCCCUGUGGUGGAAAUCCACGUCUCCACUCCUGCAAAUAUCCAACUCUUUGUUAGCGACAUCCGUAAGAAAUUUCAAGGAUUAGACAGGCCGAAGAGAGCGGGGGUAUGGAUUCUAUUACUUUGACACGCAGUUCUCGGUGCGCAAGCGCACUAGUUCGUCACCGCCUUCUACCUGAGAGGAGCACACCUGGAUCCAACGACGCGGAAGUUUUGUGAAGCCCGACAACAGAGCGAAUCUUUUUUUUUUUUUUUUUUUUUUUUGUCUCCUCGAUUAGUUUCAUUGGACCAGCAGUAACAAACGGGUGAUCUCCAGUUAAAGCAGGAUGUCAUUCGUUGGAUUUUUUGUAAAUCAUUUACAGGAUUGCCAACUUUAACCCGUGGAUCGGCUCAUGCAGAAUCUCAGUUUAAAGCCUUCCUGCUCUCCUUUAAAGAACAAUGACAGCUCUUCGCAGAGUCCUCCGAAGGCGGCUGCACCCACUUAAACUGGCUGUAGUGGCCCUUGUCUUUGUUACAUUUGUGUUCUUCAUACAAUGGGAAGUGGGAACCCAAAGCCAACAGGAGGACCCAUGGCUAAAGGAGAUGGCAGUGAAGCGGGACGUCAUGCUGGGGAUGAUGAUGGGAGCUGUCAAUAACUUCAGAGAUGCAAUGCCAAAGAUGCAGAUCAAAGCCCCUGUACGGCAGCAGGAUAAACCAGACGGUGCAUCCUGCCUGCCAGGUCACUACACUGCUGCUGAGCUCAGGCCAGCUUUGGAGAGGCCACCCCAGAACCCUCUUGCUCCCGGAGCUGCUGGGAAACCUUUCCACACCGACUCCCUGAGCCCCGAAGACCAGAAGGAGAAGGAAAGGGGUGAAGAAAAACACUGUUUUAACCUGUAUGCAAGUGAUCGCAUCUCUUUAAGCAGGGACCUGGGUGCAGACACAAGACCACCAGAAUGUAUCGAGCAGACCUUCAAGCGAUGCCCCCCCUUGCCGACCACCAGUGUCAUAAUUGUGUUUCACAAUGAGGCUUGGAGCACUCUGCUGAGGACAGUGUACAGCGUCCUCCACACCUCCCCUGCCAUUCUCCUCAAGGAGAUCAUCCUGGUGGACGAUGCCAGUGUGGAUGAUGUAUUGAAGGAUGAGCUGGAUGAGUAUUUAAAGCAGCUGAACAUCGUGCGAGUUGUCCGCCAGCGAGAAAGGAAAGGGCUCAUAACUGCUCGGCUGCUUGGUGCCUCCGUGGCCACCGGUGACACACUCACCUUUCUCGACGCCCAUUGUGAAUGCUUUAACGGAUGGCUGGAGCCUCUGCUGGCAAGGAUAGCUGAGAACUACACUGCAGUAGUUAGCCCUGAUAUAACCACUAUUGAUCUGAAUACAUUUGAGUUAAUGAAACCAUCCCCAUAUGGCCAGAAUCACAAUCGAGGCAACUUUGACUGGGGACUUUCUUUUGGUUGGGAGAGUCUACCAGAUCACGAGAAACAGAGGAGGAAAGAUGAAACAUAUGCCAUCAAGACUCCCACAUUUGCCGGUGGGCUCUUCUCCAUCUCUAAAGAAUAUUUCUACCACAUCGGCAGCUAUGAUGAAGAAAUGGAAAUCUGGGGUGGGGAGAAUAUUGAAAUGUCAUUUAGGGUGUGGCAGUGUGGUGGACAGCUGGAGAUCAUCCCCUGCUCCAUAGUCGGUCAUGUGUUCCGUACUAAAAGUCCCCACACCUUUCCGAAGGGUACACAAGUGAUUGCUCGCAAUCAGGUACGACUGGCUGAAGUCUGGAUGGACGACUACAAGGAGAUCUUCUACCGUCGUAACCAGCAAGCUGCACAAAUUGCAAAAGAUAAAACUUUUGGAGACAUCUCCAAACGCACGGACCUCCGAGCACGGCUGCAGUGCAAAACCUUCUCUUGGUAUUUAAAGAACAUUUAUCCAGAAAUCUUCAUGCCAGAUCUCAACCCACUCCGCUUUGGCUCAGUGAAAAAUGUGGGCAAAGACUCGUGUCUGGAUGCUGGAGAGAACAAUGAGGGCGGGAAAGAGCUGAUUAUGUACCCAUGUCAUGGACUAGGAGGAAACCAGUAUUUUGAGUACUCCACACGUCAUGAGAUUAGACACAACAUUCAGAAGGAGCUGUGUUUGCAUGGGGCACAGGAGGCUGUGAAACUGGAGGACUGCCAGUACAAAGGCAGGAACACAUUUGUAGGAGCAGAACAAAGAUGGGAGCUGAAGGAUAACCAGUUACUCUACUUCCCAGGACGGAACACGUGUCUGACUGCCCGUCAUGAGCAUCCCUCUUUGGCUCAUUGCAACCCAUCAGACAGAUACCAGCAGUGGUUCUUCUUUUGAGAGUGAAAUACACCACUUUGCAAAUAGCUACUUUGUAUGCAUGGGCAUACUAGGACACAAGUAUUCUAUAAUGUAUGCAGGUUUUUUUUUUAGAGUCAUGAUUACAUUGAGUUUUAAUUUAUUUUUUAUAUAGAGAAACUGAAUUGCUGCUGCUGGAAAGUCAGGACUUUGGAAGAGACCAUCAUGUGCCAUUCCUACAAGUAAACAUCCAGUUCUUGCAACAGUGAAGAUGCACCAUGUGGACUAGUGCCUCUUUCAUGUUUCAGAUGUGUUCACUCCUCCAGGUCUUUGCAACAAUAACAGGCAGCAUUUGGUAUUUUAAGCUGGGAUAUGUUCCACAGGAUUAUGAACAUUUUAAACAAGAUAUUUAUGCAGGUAACAGAAAAAUCCCAAGUGUGAUGCACCAAAGAGACAGACAGAGAAAACUUGAAACACACAAGAGUGAUGUUGCUUUGUCCCUUUAAAGGUAAUUUCCUGUAAUACAAGAUGUCUUAUUUGGAACAUCAUACAGUGCCUAGGGUAUAGUUUCAUUUUUAUUUUCUUUAAAA